AGGCAGUUUGUAUGAUAUCGCCGCGUGAAAUUAUGUGCACUGGUGAAUUGUGAGUGAAUAGUAGUGCAGGAUAUUACUCACACAGGACACAGCUUUACUGGUAAGACGAUGUCGUACUUCGACCGUAACCGAUCUCUGGAAAAUCUUCCAAGUCUAUCUAGGAGCGGACCUGUCCCGAGAGAAGGUCGCAAUCUUGACCAUCUUCACAUUGACCCUGGCUCUAGCAACCAUGGACCUUUUAACAGCACAGCUCCUGCUAGCGUGUAUACCCACGGCAGACAUGCACCAACGGGAGCACCCGUGUCACCAAAGGACCAGAAGAAGGGGUCAUCGUAUUUUGAUCUUCAUGAUCAGCUCCAAAUGUACAAGGAAGAGAUUGAUAAGAGAGAUAACCUGAUCUCUCAGAUUACAAGCUUUUCACCUGGAAACAGUUAUAUAAAGGAUCCUGCAAUAUCGGGAUAUUACAACCCCUCGGUUGACGUGCUCUCUAGAUCAGAGACUGGGACACUUCAGAUGAAAUGUGAUAAACUGCAAAGCGAGCUUAUAGAGGCGGAGUCGCGACUGCUAGAGACGGAAGCCGCCGUUAAGCGCCACCUGGCGGAAUUGGAAUCGGUGCGUCACACGCAGACGUCCCAGCACGCUCUCAUACAGUCGCUCCAGCAGCGGCUGGAGGACAGCGAACAGCAGAUCAAAAGCUUUCGAAACAUCCAAGGUCGCGGAGAGGUCGCCAUCUUGUCCAUGCAGCAGGAGAACAAGGAGAAGCAAGAGAGCAUCUCGAAACUCGAAUCGCACCUCAGGAACAGCAUAAAAGAGAGGGACGAACUGGAGCAGAGAAAUCAGCAGGCGGAGGCGAGAUACCUCAAUCUAGCAUCGCACGUCACCUCUGUCAUCGGCCAUGACGGUUUCGAGGCAUUUUCGCCAGGUUCCCACGAGGAAAUAACCAGUAAGCUUUCAGAGUUGCUCAAGGAAAACGCCAGUCUGCACGGGAAGAUAGUAAUGAUGACGGAGGCACUGGACGCUGCGGAGAAAGAGAGCAAGGCGAACAGAGACACGAUCACGCACCUGACCACCUCUAUCAGUCACGAUCACAAGCAAGCGAGCGAGAACUCGUCUUUGAUGGAGACGUACAGACAGGACAAGAGACGAGGCUCUUCGCCAUCAAGACCAGUUGGAGAAGGAAAAGGAAUACUUGCAAACACGCGUGUAUGCCACCCAGCAUGCCGUAAUAGAGGCAGAGAACAUGGAAUCUUAUCAAAGAAGGACAGCAUAUUACCUGAAAUUCAGAGCCAGUUGCUUCAGGCGGAGCAGCAUUCGCGAGCUGUGGAGAUAGAACUUCGCACAUUCAGAGAGCAACUGUCGGCCAUUUUGAGCGACGGCCAUCAUAGAACGCCCGCCGAGGAACAAGCGAUCAAGGAACGACUGAAGGAGUUAAGCUCUAGCAGCAGGGAUGCAAGCCUGAAAGUGUAUGCGUUGGAAGAGAAGUCAAAGUCGCUUAAGGAGCAGUUGGAGACACAGUGCGAGCUUCACCAGCAGGCAGCCCAGAGAAGCAAGAGGACGGAGGGGGAAGCCGAGGAACUGAAAGGGCUACUGCAGAGGGCAGAGGGAGAACUCAUGGCCAACGACGUCAUCAGAAACAGCGAGAAAUCAGAGAAGGGCAGAUACCGUGCCUUCCUUAAAAAGCUGGCCGAUGUGAUUGGUAUGGAUCAGUUCAUUGGAGAAUUGGACAUCGAUGGCAAUGCACUACUAACUAGAGCUGAUCAGCUUGUUAAAGCAGAAGGCGAUACCGUGUCAAACAAGUCCACACAACUCUACAGUUUGCAGAGAAAGUUGAAGGGCCUUAAACAGCAGUUGGAGAGCAAGGACCUUCAACUAGAGAUGCUGAGAAAGAAAGUGAGCAAACUAGAAGAGAGUAGCACAAGUCGCGUGACCUUGGACAGGGACCGUGAUGACAUUGAGGCUCGUAACAGACGCCUGCAGAAGGAAGUGGAGAAGAUGAGGAAACAGACAAUCGACCAGCGAGGCCAGAUGUUGGGAAUGAAGGCAGAAAUGGCCGAGUCCAACAACUGGAAGACAAAGUCCGAGAUAGAGCAGACGGACAUGGAGGGAAACCACAGAGCCGCACAGGCAGAGAAUGCUGUGCACAGCUUCUCAAACGAAGUGCGCAACGUCAAGGCUUCGCUUUGA
Messenger RNA from Priapulus caudatus, 2184 nucleotides. Its product is annotated as coiled-coil domain-containing protein 170-like. The record is from RefSeq and is a predicted model, not a curated record. The transcript is spliced from 14 exons. Bases 109 to 2184 code for a protein of 691 amino acids. NCBI's taxonomy places the organism in Eukaryota, Metazoa, Priapulida, Priapulimorpha, Priapulimorphida, Priapulidae.